This is a messenger RNA of Schistosoma mattheei, 3504 nucleotides long. The record is from the annotation of a GenBank genome assembly. Lineage: Eukaryota; Metazoa; Platyhelminthes; Trematoda; Strigeidida; Schistosomatidae.
AUGCCUCGAGGUCGCAGUGUUAAACGAGGCUUCCGCCCAUCUCAUGCGUCGGCUCAAACAAUGCUUGUUCCAAGCCAUGCUGAAUGUGCUGCCACAAAUAAAGAUGAAGAGAUGAACGAACUUGACGAAACCAAAGCACCAAAAUUAAAUCCACCUAAAUCUAGCCCCAGCAAAAAGUCGGAUGAAUGUGGGGUAGAGAUUUAUGAAGACGACGACGAGCUUGAAGAUUCUGAGUUAGAAAACAAUACCACUGGGAGGCGUCUGGUCGAGGGUGAUAUCGAUGUGGAUGAUGCUGAAAGUGAAAGUGCAGAGGAUGAACCUGUUGAAGAAGAACCUGAAGAUACUCUGACGCCUGCUGAAAAAGCCUCGCAAAUUUGUCGCCUUCCUGCAAAAGAACUUUGUACAGAAGAAACUCAACUGUUCCCUUUUUUAGAAAGUUCUUCAAAUUCUUUAAAGGAGUCAUAUAUUGCUGUCCGAAACCUUGCCUGUUUAAUGUGGUCAGAAGACUCGUGUACACAGGUUACGCCUAAUAGGCUGUUCAUAUACGUGAUGAAUAAUAUGUCAGUCGAGAAUCUACGGGCGAUGAUCGAUUCUGGUUUGACUGCCCCUUUACCAGUACACCAAGGAUCCAACUCGUCUGCUUCUUCUGUUUGUGAGGAAAAUACUUCUGGUGUCGGUCGUGUCAGACAUAGCAAAGAGCUUUCUCGAUCUCUUCAACGCCAUCUAACAAGUUUAACUCUCCCAAGUAAUUACUCACCCUGGGGUACGCCUACUGCAAAAGCAAAUUUGGAACGGAUGACUUAUUUAGUUGUUUUGUUCUUGGAAAGAUAUGGAUAUAUCAACUUUGGCAUAUUUAAAGUUAUAUCUCCACCCUUAACACAUGUGAAUUCAUCUCGUACUGCUGAUCCUGCUACCACUGCAACUUUCCUAGGAUCGCCUAUGGAAAUAUUAGACAAAUCAGAUGUCCAACUAACACCCAGAAGAGCUGCAGCUGAGAAAGCUCUAGCAGCAACCCGUCGUGCUAGCAAUUCUCCUUCUGCCAGUACAUUACCACCUAGUUCAUCAUCUACGUCACUGACAACUCCUCAUUUUAUUAUAAUUGGUGCUGGUAUUUCUGGCCUAAUUGCAGCAAGACAACUGACUUAUUUUGGUGCCAAAGUUACUAUUUUAGAAUCUCGUGAUCGUGUUGGAGGUCGAAUAUGGACUUUUAGAAAAGGUGGAUAUCAAGCUGAACUUGGGGCCAUGGUUGUCACAGGUUUAUCUGCAAAUCCUGUAGCUAUAUUGGUACGUCAAUUAUCAUUAAAUUUGCUUCCAAUCAAUACCGAUUGCUCGCUAUAUGACUCACAAGGUCAUUUAAUAAACCGUGAUCUUGAUGAACAAAUUGAAGAAGAAUUCAAUCGUCUUCUAGGCACAGCUGCUUAUGUAUGCCAUUCUAAAGGAUUAGAUUCAUUAGUUCUUGAUUCGGGUGUUGAAAUCCCUUUAUCAUUAGGUCAAGUUAUUGAAUUGUUAAUUAAAUAUCAAGAAAAACAUAAAAUACAGUUGAAAAUAACACAUCGUAAAUUGAUCUCGCAAUUAUUAGAUCGUAAAAAUUCUCUAUUAGAUCAGAUGGUUAUUGAACGUAAAAAUAUUGAAGCAGCUUAUGAAAAGUGGCAUUCAGCAUCAAAAGCAUUAAAUAACCAAUCGUCACCAAUCCAUCAUUAUACUCAACAGUCUAAAACACAAAAUCCUACGCAAAAUAAAUCUCGUGUACGCAACGAUUCAUCAUCAUGUUCACCUCGUUCCAGUAGUACUGAACUAGAUGGAAAACUAGUCAUUGAAUCAGCUUCAUCAAAUGGAUCACAAAAAUCAGCUGAUAACAAUGCGGUAAGAUUAUCUUCCGCUACUGAUCUAUCUCAACGUCCUUCGUUACCAGUAUUUAAUGUUAGCGCUCAAUUCGAAGUUCGCCAGUUACUUAGUCAUUUACAUGAAGCUUGGAAAAAAUUUCAACCACUUCAAAUUGCCCUGUCUCAAGUCAAUAAGCAAUUAGAUAUAUUACUUCAAGAACCACCGAAAGAUAUGUAUUUAACCAAAGAAGAACGUUCUAUACUUGAUUGGCAUUUAGCUAAUUUGGAAUUUGCCAAUGCCACAGAAUUGCAUAAUUUAUCAUUACGUCAUUGGGAUCAAGAUGAUUUGUUUGAAUUAAGCGGUGAUCAUUGCGUAUUACAAGACGGUUACGGAUCAGUAACUGAUAAUUUAGCACAUUUUAUUACAUCUGGUCAGUCAUUAACAGUUGGAUUAAAACCUCGUGAUAAUCAUCUUACAUCUGUAAUAACAACAACAUCGUCAUCAAAUUCAUCCACUUAUAAACUUGGACCUGGUCAUAUUGAAUUGAAAAGUACAGUUAAACGUAUUUCUUACUCUAAUACAGGAGUUCAAGUGGAUGUCCUUAAUUCGGCAUUUAGUCAAGAUGAUUUAAUUGAAUAUGAAGCAGAUGCUUUAAUUUGUACUCUACCAUUAGGUAUCUUAAAAGAAAUUAUCCAACAAGAUAAUGAAACAACCAUGCAUCAAUCACAAAUUACAACAAAUGAAUCAUCUAAAAAUUGUCUUACAAAAUUAGUUGUACCACGUUUUGAGCCACGUUUGCCUGAUUGGAAAAUUUCAGCUAUUCAGCGUUUAGGAUUUGGUGUAUUGAAUAAGGUUGUACUUAUAUUUGAGAAGAGUUUUUGGGAUCGUUCACACAAUCUAUUUGGACAUGUGAAUGAAUCAACAAAUUCGCGUGGUGAAUUAUUUUUAUUCUGGUCAAUUACUGAUAAGCCUGUAUUGAUAGCGUUAAUUGCUGGUCGUGCUGCAUGUGAUUUAGAAAAUGAGAAAACUUCACCUACACGACGUCUAUCACCAGGAUCUAAAGGUCAAAACUCAUUAGUCAAUAAUUCUGCCACACCAACAUCUCAUCUAUUAGGUCGUGGACUUAAAGAACCUAUUAUUAUACGAGCUAUGCAAGUUCUUCGUGGUAUUUUCAGCCAAGAAGGUAGUAGUAGUGUUAGUAAUAAUAAUAAUAAUAACAGUAACAUUAGUAAUUGUAAUGGUGGAAUGCAUAGUAAUCAAGAAAAGAAGAAACUUAUUGUACCGAAUCCAAUUGAUGCAUAUGUCACGCGAUGGAGAACUGAUCCAUAUUCACGUGGUUCUUACUCAUAUGUUGCUGUUGGAGCCACAGGUGCUGAUUAUGAUAUUCUUGGUGAACCGGUUUAUUACUCUAGUAGUUCGAGUGAUGAAAAACAAACAACAACUCAUGCAUCUGAACAAUCUCAUGGAAUUUAUGAUAUUUCUAUGCCAACUAAUAAUCCUCGUAUAUUUUUCGCUGGUGAACAUACUUGCCGUUGUUAUCCAGCUACUGUGCAUGGUGCACUUUUAAGUGGUCUACGUGAAGCAGCUCGUGUAGCUAAUCAUUACUUUCCAGGUCAAACACCUGUACGUGCGUCAGGAUUUAAAUUAAAUACUUCACAGUCGACAAAUCUACACUUCUAA